This is a messenger RNA of Mugil cephalus (flathead mullet), 3669 nucleotides long. It is a transcript of the gene pcmtd1, whose product is annotated as protein-L-isoaspartate (D-aspartate) O-methyltransferase domain containing 1. The record is from RefSeq and is a predicted model, not a curated record. Gene Ontology annotation, biological process: protein modification process. Bases 363 to 1442 code for a protein of 359 amino acids. The transcript has 6 exons. Gene Ontology annotation, cellular component: cytoplasm. Gene Ontology annotation, molecular function: protein-L-isoaspartate (D-aspartate) O-methyltransferase activity. Lineage: Eukaryota; Metazoa; Chordata; Actinopteri; Mugiliformes; Mugilidae.
GUGUUUACAUCCUCCUCUCAGCUGUUCCUUUCUUCCUCUACUUGGACUCUAAAGGCUCGUCGCCGUCUCUAGUUUACCAGGUUAGUUCCGUUAUCUAGUCGUCAGCCUCUUCUCGGGGCUGUCACCGUCUGAAAGUGGAAACUGUCACUCUCCGCCGCAUUGCUCGCUGCUUCCACUUACCAGGAGUGAGUGAAUGCGACAUUGUCACUUGCUCCCCGGACAUGAACGUCAUCUGAACUGACAUUCGAGGAGUGACAGCGGCAGGAUCGUUCAGCCAGCCGUUCACCUCCAUGCCACUCUGAGGAGGCAGCGCUCACCCUGAGUACCAGUUCGGCCCUUGUGUUUCUCUUCUCGUUUUCGCCAUGGGGGGAGCUGUGAGCGCCGGGGAGGACAACGACGACCUGAUUGAUAACCUGAAGGAGGCCCAGUACAUCCGCACGGAAAAAGUUGAGCAGGCUUUUCGGGCCAUAGACCGUGGGGACUACUACCUGGACGGGUAUCGGGACACUGCCUACAAAGACUUGGCGUGGAAGCACGGGAACAUACACCUGUCUGCCCCGUGUAUAUACUCCGAGGUGAUGGAGGCCCUCAAACUGCAGCCGGGGCUUUCUUUCCUCAAUCUGGGCAGUGGGACCGGUUACCUGAGCACAAUGGUCGGCCUCAUCAUAGGGCCAUUUGGGGUGAACCACGGAGUUGAGCUCCACAAGGAUGUCGUUGAAUAUGCCAGAGAGAAACUGGACAGUUUCAUUAAGAACAGCGACAGCUUUGAUAAGUUUGAGUUCUGUGAACCCCUCUUUGUGGUGGGGAAUUGCCUUGAAAUCUCAACAGACAGUCACCAAUAUGAUCGCAUUUAUUGUGGCGCUGGAGUGCAGAAGGACCAUGAAAAUUACAUGAAAGUGUUGCUCAAAAUUGGAGGCAUUCUGGUGAUGCCCAUAGAGGAUCAGCUGACCCAGAUAACCAGGACUGGCCAGUGCACAUGGGAGAGCAGAAACAUCUUAGCGGUGUCCUUUGCCCCCUUGGUCCAGCAGAGCAGAGGUGAUGGAGAAAAGCCUGACACCGUCCAGCUGCCCCCAGUGACUGUCCGCAGCCUUCAGGACCUCUCCCGGAUCUACAUUCGCCGCACCCUCAGAAGCCUCUCCGGCGAGGACAGUCAGGGGAAGGGCAUGGUGCAAAGGGUCCCCCAGAAGCGCAAGCGCAGGCGCUGUCGGCGGCGGCGCAUCAACACUUACGUUUUCGUCGGAAAUCAGCUCAUCCCCCAAAUGGUGGAGAGCGAAGAGGAGGAGCACGCCGAGGAAGAACACAAGGAAGUCGAGGAGGAGGAGGAAAGAGACAUUGGCGACAUUGAAAUCCUGAAGCAAGUGAACGUGUUGAGAGACCAAAUAAUGUCUUUGCCUCUGCCCGAGUCACUGAAAGCAUACUUGCUGUAUUACAGAGAGAAAUGACUGAUUCACUCGAUAUCCAUUCUUGACGGGUGCAGCGCCUGCUGAAAUGCUUUUCUCCACCCUUUCUUCAGUACAAAUGUAGCAUUAUUUCCAUUUAAUCUUGAUGGCAAAACAGUAACUGAAAGAGACGUCAUAGAUAAUUUUGGAUAAUAAUGUUAUGAUUGUCAUGAGUGUUAGUUUUUGUUAUUUCCUUUCGAUUUGUAUAUCAAACAAAAAAAAAAUGUAUAAAAAAAAAAUUCUAAAUGGACUUAGUUUCAGGAAGACAUUUUUAAUUUUAUCACAAUGUCAGGAUUUCUGCCUGAGUGCGCAGAAUAAAAAUUGUAUAAAGAGAAAAAAAAAUAAAAAAAAUCAAGGAGUUCUUACUAUAUUUGUUAAAAUAUGAUCAUGCUGAAAAUGAGACUUUUAUUGCACCUUUUUUAGAAGCUUUAACUGACUCUCAGUGUCUCGUGAUUAAAUGAUGCUGAAAGGAGCAAAUAAGGCCACAUCCUCCCACGUUGAGUUAGAGACGUUAUUGCAGAAUCAUGAAAGGGCCUCUUACUAAUAUUUCGUGUGUUUUAUACCUUCCUAUGGUCACUGAUUGGUUCAUAAUUUUUUCUACGGGCCAACCUUUAAUGUAACUUUUUCUACAGGGUGCUUCUUGUUUUCUCACCAUGAGUAGCCGUCGUGUACUACUGAUGCUACCGAUGAGGUGUUGUAGGCUCCGUUCUCACCACGAACUUCUCCCAAAGUUUAAUUAGUCAUAUCGGAGAUUUAAAAAAGAAACAGAAACAGCUCUUUUUUUAUGUACAGGGGAACUGGUAAAGGGGUUAGUCAAUAUGAGCACAUGCAUGAAUAUAUUGUAUAUGUCCUGACUUUUGCUUCACAUCUUCUGGCCGGUCACUGGAGGUGAUGUCCCAAGUGAUCAUGUUUGGAAAUGUUUCUUUUUACGAUAUGAGGACUUAGAGAUGUUCAAUCAGUUAGAUGGCCUUGAGACAAAUCAAUCUUCUGUAUAGCUUUUUCUUUUUUUUUUAAAAAAAAAAAAAAUCAACUGCAAUGCAAAAUCGGACGCCUUUUUAUAUCUCGGGACAAUAGACGUGUCCAACAAAGCACCUUAAUCUGCAAAGUAAAAAAGAAAUUGUAUUGCGGACUAAUGUAAGUACAACUUGCUCGAGGAGCCUCUCCGAUAGUGAUGGCUUUUUAAAGUGCCAACGUACCCCAUCACACUAGGGAGUCCGCGAGUUUCUCCGGCACAGCAAAUUUACCCAAACGACGGUAUAUUUCUACAGAAACAUUCCUCAGUGGAUGGGGGGGAGGGGAGAAAAAAGUAAACAGCACAUGACUGAUCUGAUAGGUUGCCAUUAUUCUUCACCACCACAAAGUUCCUUCAUCUUACUUUUGAAUGCAUCAUUUCCCAAAGCUGAAUGUUGUUGAUAUUAAUUCUAUUCGAUAUAAAAAGUGAUAAAUAUAUAUAUGUAUUGUUAACAUAUGAUUCUGCUUAAUGUUUGAGUUGCAGUUGAUUUGUCGUAGCUCCCUCUUGCUGUACUGUAUCUUGACACUGGGAACUCUGUAGAUCAAAACUCCACUGCUGUCUGUUAAAUAGAUAAGAUAUAUUAGUGCUAUAGGUCUUCAUUUUGUUCUGGUGUAAUGAAAUAUAUAUAUAUUUUUUUUUCUUUUGGUUUUAAAACACGGGGAUGAUUAUUCUGUUAGUAGUUUUUGUGUGUGUGAAGAGGUAACAUUUAUUUUCCGUAAGGUUUUAUUAUUUUUUAUUUUUACAGUUAUUUCAGAGCUUUUGCAAGUAAGCAAUAAUGGAAUCAUUUCUCAGUUUAUAAUUACCAAUAACAACAUAGUCCCAUUUGAUUUCAGCGUAGUAUCCAUUAAAUUUCACAUGACCAAUUACAGCCCAGCAACAGUUUAUAUACCAUUAUCUGAACUGUAAUUGCUAAUUAGAGAGCGCAUUAAGUAUUGAAAGCAGGGGACCUACAACCUCGACUCUCAGGUCGCGCCUUGCACCAAAGUUAAUGGGACUGCUGUGAUUACGUUUAAUGCGAGACGAGAUUCGACUACAAAAAUGGCACCCGGUGAAGUCGUAACCGAUUUCCCCCGCUCUUAUUCUGAGUUAAUUUGUUAAGAGCCAGAACGGUUCUGCUCCCGAGGUUUGGUUUCUCAUAGUGUGUUGCAGUUCAUUUGGCAAAUGUGUUGUUUCUCCGUAAAUGUUUGGCACAAAAAAAAAAUAAAGGUCACGAUCACA